AUGGUUGAGAAGCUAAUCUAUCUCACCAUUACAAAACCAGACAUCUGUUUUGCUGUGAAUCAAGCCAGUCAACAUAUGCAAGCACCAAAGGUUCAUCAUUGGAAUAUGGUGGAAAGGAUCAUGAGAUAUCUAAGAGAGGCUCCUGGUCAAGGUGUUUGGAUGGGUUGCAAUAAGAGUACAGAGAUAGUGGGAUAUUGUGAAGCAGAUUGGACUGGUGAUAGAGUAGACAGGAGGUCAACAACAGGCUACUGUACUUUCAUCGGAGGCAACCUAGUCACAUGGAAGAAUAAGAAGCAAAAAGUGGAACCUGCUAAGAGACUUGGGCAUGGAAACAACGACACCAAUCACAAUGCAUUGUGA
Molecule: messenger RNA, 360 nt
Organism: Brassica rapa (field mustard)
Lineage: Eukaryota; Viridiplantae; Streptophyta; Magnoliopsida; Brassicales; Brassicaceae
Source: RefSeq, a predicted model, not a curated record